Messenger RNA from Leptosia nina, 879 nucleotides. Lineage: Eukaryota; Metazoa; Arthropoda; Insecta; Lepidoptera; Pieridae. The record is from the annotation of a GenBank genome assembly.
AUGGCAGCUGUAAUUCCAGCAGUAUCUAGAUUAUCUUCUAGAAUCAUAAGGAUACUAGGAUGCAAUCCAGGACCAAUGACACUCCAAGGUACCAACACCUACUUGAUUGGAACUGGAAGAAAUCGAAUCCUUUUGGACACUGGUGAUAAAGACAUACCUGAAUAUCAAAAGCACUUAUCUGAUGUAGUCAGUUCGGAGCAAGUAAAUAUAGAACACAUAGUUGUAACACAUUGGCACCAUGAUCAUAUUGGUGGUGUAGAAAAUAUAUUUGGAACUAUUGCUAAACAACCAAAAAUAUGGAAACACCUAAGGGACACAUCUGACUCGCCUGAUAGUGAUCUACCAUCUACCCCUCUUAACUGGCUGAGCGAUGGACAAGAGAUAAAGGUGGAAGGUGCUACUCUGAAGAUUCACCAUACACCUGGUCACACUACAGACCAUGUGGUACUAACAUUACAAGAGGAAAAUAUUUUGUUUAGCGGAGAUUGUAUACUUGGAGAGGGAACAGCUGUUUUUGAAGACCUUUACACCUAUAUGAAGAGUUUAAAUAGGAUAUUGGAGUUGAACCCUAGUGUCAUCUAUCCAGGACAUGGAAAUGUUGUUGAGGAUCCAAUGGAAAAGAUUCAAUAUUACAUAGCACACAGGAAUCAGAGGGAGGAGCAAAUAUUAGAAGCACUCAGAAAUAAUGCAGACAAACAAAUGAAUGAAAUGGAUUUAGUGAAAUUGAUAUACAAGGAGACACCAGAACAUUUAUGGCCAGCAGCAGCUUAUAAUGUCAAUCACCAUUUAACCAAGUUGACGAAGGAAAAUAAGAUUAAAUCUAUCAGUGUUGAUGGGGAGAGCAGAUGGCAGAUAAUUCCCUUACAUAGUAAUUUGUAA